GUAAUUAUGGUAAUUCUCUUUCAUGUCAGCAGAUCAGCUGGGGGAGUCUCAUCAGCUGAUGCUCCCUCUAAUCCUCUCGAUAAGCAGUGACCACUGCGUAGUGAUGCACAACGCCUUUCCAAUCAUCAACCACAUCACCUGAACACCAUUAGGCCGACUACCUCACAUCAGCGACCUGUUGAACAGAUCAUCAUGCAGAAUCACCAUGGGCCCCGCCUCUGCCUCCAUUUUUUUUUUUCUCCCCCCUCCCGUCUCCAUUCAUUCCGAGACCAUUAGCCUCCACCCGAACCGGAUCGGGGCUGAUCUAAGUACCGACCAAAAAAGUUAUCAAGCAGGCUAUCCACCGAACGGCGAAGCUAAGAGCCUUGGAAAGGGUUGGCACGGAGAUCCGGCAGGAAUAUUCACCAGCCUCUUUGCAAAGCCACGGGCACGUUUACCCAUGAUAACUGAUUGGUGCCUGUCUAAAUUCUAGAAGACACUGAUCGGUCCGGGCGAAAAAUCCUUUGCCGCAGCGAAGGAUUGUAGUCUACUGCGCUAGAUGAAUAGAGGCCGACCUUCUUUCUCUGUGCGUGGUAGGAUUUCAGACCACGUUCACCACGUUUGAUCGCCAGGAUCUGUGGCGUGGUGUUGGUCGGAUUGACAGCGCCACCGUCUAGAUGUCCAUACUCGACCGGUCAAGAGGAUCCCAUCAUGAUUGUUUACCCUUUUGAAAUUGGCGCAGUUACUGAUCUUUGGUUCCGGUGGAUCGACUAUCUUGAAAAAGGAGCCCCCGCCUCUUCUUUCUCUCGUAUUCGUAGCACCUUUUGUCCGCAGUAGGUAAUACUCACAUACUGUGUCUCCUCCUUCAAGUAAAAUUUCAUCCGACAAUGCUUAUCACUUCCUUUUUUCAUUUUUUUUCUCUCUGGAGAGCUAGCUCCCUAUAGGGAUACCCGCAUUAUUAAGCUCUGGCCUGCACCGGAGCCUGACUGCCAAGCCGCGGCCGGCUCAGAUCCGCCUUGACGAUAAGCUUCAGCUCCAGGUCCGAGGCCGCAGCCACAGCGGUGAAAAGGACACCGUCUGCCUCCAUUCCUACU
This is a messenger RNA of Aspergillus welwitschiae, 1073 nucleotides long. RefSeq lists its product as uncharacterized. Bases 206 to 472 code for a protein of 88 amino acids. The transcript has a single exon. Lineage: Eukaryota; Fungi; Ascomycota; Eurotiomycetes; Eurotiales; Aspergillaceae. The record is from RefSeq and is a predicted model, not a curated record.